UUUUCACUCCAUUCUCAGUGAGCUCAGUAAUCUCAGCGAGCUCAGUAAACUCAGAUCAGUGGUAUCAGGAGGUUAUCACCAUGUUACCGAUGAGCUCGCUCUGCAGGGGCGUGCGCCUCUUGGCCCAGCAGCAUGUGGCGGCUCUGGAGUGCUGCUCGGUGCUGUGUACGCGUGCAUCCUCAUCCUCGUGCUCAUCCUCACUGCAUGUGCCCCCUCCUGCCUGCAUGCUGCGGCCGCUCGAGGUGCCUUACCGCUACCUGUUUGGACCCGGACCGUCUAACGUGUCGCCCCGCGUGCUGGCCGCUGGAGGGAGACCCAUCAUCGGUCACCUGCAUCCGGAAAUGUACGAGAUUAUGAAUGACAUCAAGGAGGGGAUCCGCUACGCCUUUCAGACCAGCAACCUCAUGACGCUGGCGAUGAGCGGCUCGGGUCACACGGCCAUGGAGUGCGCAGUGUUUAACAUCGUGGAACCGGGAGAGAGCGUGCUGGUGGCCAUUAACGGCGUGUGGGGAGAACGCGUGGCUGAAAUCGCACACAGAAUGGGUGCCAAAGUUCACACUCUGGUAAAAGCUCCUGGUGGUUAUUUCACAAAUGAAGAAGUCGAAAAGGAGAUUUCCAAACACAAACCCGUUCUGUUCUUCCUCGCACACGGAGAAUCCUCGGCUGGUCUCGCUCACCCUGUAGACGGCAUCGGAGACAUCUGCCGCAAGUAUAACUGCUUGUUCUUGGUGGAUUCAGUGGCGUCUCUGGGAGCUUCACCUCUUCUCAUGGACAAACAGAAAAUCGAUAUUCUGUACACGGGCUCACAGAAAGCUUUAAACGCUCCUCCAGGCACAGCACCUAUUUCAUUCAACGACAGAGCAUGUCAGAAGAUGUUCAACAGGAAGACGAAGCCCGUGUCCUACCUGCUGGACAUGACUCACCUGUCCAACUACUGGGGUAACGACGGUAAACCUGACCGAAUGUAUCAUCACACCGGCCCCGUGUCCGGAUUCUUCACCCUGAGAGAGAGUCUCGCCAUCCUCACAGAGAAGGGCCUGGAGAACUCGUGGAGACAGCACAGAGAGGUAGCAGAGUAUCUGUGGAAGGGUUUAGAAGAUCUCGGCCUUAAACUCUUCAUCAAGGACAAGGAUUUGAGGCUGCCGUCAGUCACCACCAUCGCCAUCCCUGAAGGAUACAACUGGAAGGAGCUUCUAGCGUACAUGAUGAAACACCACCAGAUGGAGAUGACGGGAGGCCUGGGGCCAUCCAUUGGCAUGGUGAUGCGACUGGGGCUGAUGGGCUACAACUGCAGCACGUUUAACGCUGAUAAAGCUCUGGCAGCUCUGGCCGACGCCCUGAAACACUGCAAAAAACACAAGGCCUAAAGAGAGACACAUGGCAACACCGGACUCCUCACUCGACUACAGGACCACUGUAUAGACGGCAAAGACACCACAGAAGACUUAAGAUGUUAAGAUGAUGUUUAAAAUGUACAGUAAACUAAAAAAAGUUCUCUUUUAUUUUUCUUCUGCCAAGCGUUUUUCUCCAAAAUGACCAAUCCAAGCACUCGAGUCCACACUCAGCCCGAUCCUGGGCUUGUUUGGGGGCGGGGCUUAGAAUCUCAGGUUUGUGUUCAUAUAGAAGAAUUCCUUCAGAACCAUGGAUCACGUUUGUACAAGCAGGUUUGCUUUUUUUCAUUAUUUUCCUUUGGCCCCAACACGCGAGUGAAGAAGAACAGAGGUUUUUGGAUGCACAGCAUGUCAUCGUGCAGGAUUACCUACAAAUGUGGGGUUUUUUCUCGCAUCACAAAGUAACCGGACAUUUAAACUUCCUGCGCCUGGGCUGAGGAGACAAACCCUUCAUUUUUAUUCAGGCUUAUUCUCACUGUUAUAACAGCUCUAAUAAUUUACAAACACACAAAAUACUGAUGCACUAAAUAAAUUUGUCUGACUUGGCUAAACAGUGUAGCUAAUUAGGCAUCACUUUAAUCUCCAAAUCUGUAUUUCUUUUAGAGUCAUUACACUUUUUUGCAUUAGAUCAUUAGUCUUUUCCUUCUCAACAGAAGUAUCUGUGCUGCGAUUUAGGACUAAACUCCGCUACGUUCGUGACUCUGAGCAGAUGGGGCGGAGUGAAGGGUCACUGGAGGCGUGUCUAUAGCAUGACUGACAUGAGAGGUGUAAACAGGAAGUCUAGCAUGGUUUCAGGAGAUUUUAUCAAGCGUAUGAUACACUUGCUUUGAAACAAUUAUGUUUAAACCAAGUUCUCCAGAAUUUUCUGGUAUUCAGAAGCAACGACUUUCUAAAGGUGACAUGGUAAAUUUGUGAGAGUUAAAAUCGCCUGCUUUGCUUAAUAUUCCUAAAUAAAUUUCUUAUAUAAAAAAAAAAUGAUGAUGUACUGUAAAAUGCUCCCACAGUGCUCCAUGGUGGCAUCCCUGGGAUUUUCAUUAUAAUCCAAAGAUUGUACUUUAGAAGAUUGAUUUUAUAACCUAGAGAACAAGUCAUGUGUUCACAGUCUCACUUUAUUCACUUCGUAACACAAGAAAAAUCUUCUAAACAGCUGUGAGACUGAAAAAACGCUGAAAAGGAGCUUUAUAUGAGUGACACUGAUCCUAAAUCAGACUUAAGCAUUUUAACUACGCAACAAACAAACAAAUAAAAACAGAGGACUUCAAUCCAGCUAUAAACCAAACCCUCUAACACAUCUACCUACAUCAGGUCACGACUGUAAACCUUCCAAAUAAAUGUAAAACACUGACUGAACGUUUGUGUAUAAAGGAGAGAUGCGUCAGAAUUUGUCCUGAACGGCUUUGUGGAAGCGUGCGUUUACUUUCUCCACGCGGAUCCAGAUGUGGAGGCUGAUCAGGAAGUACAGCUGCAGGUCCUGCAUCCACACCAGGGUCAUCCUCAGCCUGCCGUCGCUGUCGUCGUACCUCAGCGCAAACUGCUCGCCGUCGUAGCUUUCACACACGUGGGAGUGGUUGAGGAUGAGAGCGGCGGACGAGCUGAUGCACCACACCGGCCUCUGAGCCUCGUCCAGCACCGACACCGUCAUCACGCAGCAGUUCUGCUCACAAAACAACGUGAGGUGUUAAAGAUAAUCUGACGUUUAUUCACGCAACCCGGUGAGGAAAGCAAAAAAACACACAGGCGUUAAUCUGUUUCAGAUAUGAAAUGCAUUUCAAACACAGCUUCAUUCCACACACUAAAAUGCUUUUCAUAUAACAUACUGUCCAGACAACAACUUUAAAAUCUUUAAAUAUGACCAAACAGCACCUAAAAUACAUUAAAGCUGCAGUAAGUUACUUCUGGAGACCUCUUAGGCAGAAAUGUUGCUACACGCAGCUCUUUGUAAAGCUCAUCCUUUCCUGAUGACUGCAAACAGAAAUACACUUUACACCACAGCGCUGCUGAAUUCUGGAUUCUGAUUGGUCAGAAGGUGUUGAUUAAUUCUCUCUAACAGCAGCUCUGACAGUAGUGCAGCUGAAAAUCACAGGUUUAUAUUAAUGCGUUUGUUCUGAUACGUUAUCGUUUCUAUAGCAACAGCUCAUUCACAGAGACAUGUACAGCAAAUGGUCCACGUAAACAGAUCAUCACACAGAGUGUUUUUUUGUUUUAUAAGUGUUUUAUAAGUGAGCAGUGUGUUAUUUUGAAUAAACUGGAUGUCAUUCUGUACAAGACGGCUAAAAUACAGUGCUGUGGAAAAGAAAUGCUGUAGAGCAAAGACGCCUUCGAAAAUAAUGAAAUUAAAUGUUUCUACAUUAAAAAAAUCCUAUAAAGAGCAGUAAACAGUAAUAAAUGAAGCAAAGUCAGUAUUUAAUGUGACGAUCCUUCACUUU
Pangasianodon hypophthalmus (striped catfish) is the source of this 3817-nucleotide messenger RNA. It is a transcript of the gene agxtb, whose product is annotated as alanine--glyoxylate and serine--pyruvate aminotransferase b. Gene Ontology annotation, molecular function: L-serine:pyruvate transaminase activity; L-alanine:glyoxylate transaminase activity. The coding region runs from base 81 to 1367 and encodes 428 amino acids. NCBI's taxonomy places the organism in Eukaryota, Metazoa, Chordata, Actinopteri, Siluriformes, Pangasiidae. Gene Ontology annotation, cellular component: peroxisome. The record is from RefSeq and is a predicted model, not a curated record. The transcript is spliced from 11 exons.